Molecule: messenger RNA, 336 nt
Organism: Didymella exigua CBS 183.55
Lineage: Eukaryota; Fungi; Ascomycota; Dothideomycetes; Pleosporales; Didymellaceae
Product: Pre protein translocase Sec Sec61-beta subunit
Exons: 4
Coding region: 1-336 (111 amino acids)
Biological process (GO): intracellular protein transport
Cellular component (GO): Sec61 translocon complex
Source: RefSeq, a predicted model, not a curated record
AUGUCUGCACCGCGCCCUACCUCUCCUGUUAACAAUGCUGCGUCUGGCACAACGACCGCGCGUCCUGCGUCUCCCAAGCCUCCGGGUGGCCCCGCCACUGUCAUGCGCAGGAAGGCCGCCGCCGACCGCGCUGAGAAGGUCUCCAACCAGCGACCUAGCAGCACAAGGGCCGCCGGUGCUGGUGGUAGCUCAAGCACUAUGCUGAGGCUGUAUACCGAUGAGUCUCCCGGCCUCAAGGUUGACCCCGUUGUUGUCAUGACUCUAUCCGUCGUCUUCAUCUUCAGCGUCGUCGCUCUGCACGUCAUGGCCAAGGUCGCCCGCCGUUUCACCGCAUAA